Quercus robur (English oak) is the source of this 3650-nucleotide messenger RNA. RefSeq names its product myosin-binding protein 1-like. Bases 326 to 3076 code for a protein of 916 amino acids. The record is from RefSeq and is a predicted model, not a curated record. Lineage: Eukaryota; Viridiplantae; Streptophyta; Magnoliopsida; Fagales; Fagaceae. Gene Ontology annotation, molecular function: myosin binding. The transcript has 4 exons.
UACGUGCACAUAGGUUGUAAAGCUCCAAACUUUCGGUUGAGCUUUUGUUUCUAUUUGAAUCUUCUCACAUUGAUUUCACAAAACUACAGUCUCAGUUGGGUUCCUUUUGUUUUGCUGUCCUGAGCUUGAAAAUUGAGGGGUCACUCUGAUUUUGACAUUCUUUCUACCUCUGAGUAUUGAUUUGCUUUCUUGGGUUUCUCACUAGUCACAUGCACAGUGUUGAGAUUCAACUUGGAUUAUUGACUUCAUACUGGGAGAAUUGGAAUUUCUUCUCUAUCGAGCAAUCGACUUCUUCUUGUCUGAAGUUACCUGAAUCUUCCGGGGCAUGGCUGCCUUAAAGAUUUCAUCUGCUAAACAACAGAGAACUUACCGGGGUUUAGCCACAGCUCUGGCUUCUGCUGUUCUGGAAUGGUUACUGAUUUUUUUGUUGUUUGCUAAUGCCAUAUUUUCAUACUUAAUUACAAAGUUUGCUCGUUACUGCAAAUUGCAAACACCAUGCCUGCUAUGCUCGAGACUCGAUCAUGUUUUUGGCAAUGAAAAGCUGGGAUACUAUCGGGAUUUGAUCUGCCGCAAUCAUAAGUUGGAGAUUUCUUCCCUAGUUCUUUGUCAUGCUCAUGAUAAGCUUGUAGAUGUUCACGGAAUGUGUGAAAAUUGUCUCUUCUCAUUUGCAACAGUCAAUAAGUCCAAUUCUGAAACAUACAGAUUAUUGGUGGGUAAAUUGGGGGAGGAUAGUCACUCCGGGUUUGAUCAGGACCCAUUACUUGAGGGACAUAAAAUAGGUUGUUCAAGCACAAAGCAUUGUUCUUGUUGCAAUGAGCCAUGGGUUUUAGGAGGGUAUACUCAUAGGUUGAAUCAGACUAAAUUAGUUGGGUCUGAAGCUGCUGAGCUUGAUGUGCCCUUAUCAGGUGUGGUUGGACUUAAUCAGGAUGACCUGAAGAUGAGAAGAGAAGAGCCUUCUGUGUCAGCUCCUCAUAUGAGAAAUUAUGUGCUUGAUCCUUUAUCUCGUGUAGGAUACACAGAACUCAAUGUUACUUCUGAUACUGAAUCAGAAGUCCUGUAUUCUGAUGAUGACGACAAGAAGGCAUUGCUUCAUGAAACUGAUGAUUCCAAGGAUGAUCUCACUGCUCAAGGUGUACAUUUGGAACCACCAAUUAUUACUCUUGCUGAUGAUUCAGCCUCUGAGAAACUGAUAAUUUCAGAUUCUGCACCUGAAGCUUCAUCUUCAGUGUCACAGGUACAAUUAGAUUCUAUUGAACCUCAUGGUAGUACAUCUAUAGCCCCUACUGUUUCUAUUAUGAAUGAUCUUGAGGAACUCAACUGGCAACAAGCUGAUAGCAAGGCCGAGUCUCCUGCUCCAACUGUGCUUAUAUCCCUUGAUGAUUUCCCUCCAUCAUCAAAUGCAGUGGAAACCACUAUUGAAGUAUCGAAAGAAAGCUUAGAUCUUAUGAGAACUGAUGAAGUUGAGCAAACACCUGUGGUGGAGAGUGGGAAAAUCUUUGAUGCAAGAACUACACCAAUUACAUCAUCUGAAAUUGUUUUAGAAACAAAGCCUGUUUCAACUGAUGCAGCUCAACAAUUACCCUCUUUAUUGGAUCUUGGUGAUGCUUAUAAGAUAGCUGUCGGCAAUAGAGGAAGACAAUUUUCUGGUGUGCUUGUAGAACAAAGGAUGGGGAAAGAUUCUUCAAGAAUUAGUGAAGAUUUUAAGAUCUUGUUGUCACAAUUAUCUGCCACUCGAGGGCUUGAGCAGUCAACAAACGAGAAGAGUCCUAGAUUUUCUGUAAAUAGUGAUGAACUGAAGACUUCUGAUGCUCUUAACUCUAUUGGAAUGCAAAUACUUCACAAGAGGAUCUCACUGGAGCAAAACGAGCCUGGUUUAUCUCUGGAUGGAAAUGCACUUCAGAAGAGAAAUUCAAUUGAGAGAAACGAGUCUGGUUUGUCUUUGGAUGGAAGCACACUCCAAAAACGGAUCUCACUUGAGAGAAAUGAGUCUGAACUGUCUCUGGAUGGAAGCAUUCUCAGUGAAAUUGAAGGUGAAAGUUUGGUUGAUAGAUUAAAACGACAGAUUGAUCAUGAUAGGAAACAUGUGAGUGCAUUAUAUAAGGAGUUGGAGGAAGAAAGAAAUGCUUCUGCAAUUGCUGUUAAUCAGUCUAUGGCCAUGAUUACUAAAUUGCAGGAGGAGAAGGCUACAAUCCAUAUGGAAGCUUUGCAGUACCUAAGACUGAUGGAAGAGCAAUCUGAGUAUGAUAUGGAAGCACUGCAAAAGGCAAAUGACCUUCUUGCAGAUAAGGAAAAAGAGAUAAAAGAUCUAGAAUCAGAGCUUGAAUUUUAUAGGAAUAAAUUCCCAAGUGAAUCAACUUGGGAGAAUGUGGAGGAGGAAACUAAUGAUACUAAGGCAAGAGAUAUUGAAAUGGAUCAAACAGAAUCAAUUGGUGUUGAAGAUAGUGCAAGUGGUCUUAGAGACUCAGUUAGUGGAAAACCAACUACCUGUGAUAAAGUUGAAGGAACUAGUAUACCAUCGGGGAAUAAGGAUACAGGUACCAUGAAGAAUACAGAUUUACAAUUCGAAGAUGAAAGGUUAGAUAUUUUGAAAAGUUUGAAGAAGUUGGAGAAAAAGCUUUAUUUGUUAUCCAAUAAUGGAGUAUACUUGUCAAAUGGUGAAUAUGCUAGAAGUGAAGGAGAUGGGGAAAGUGAGUUCAAAGAGUCUAAUUCUAAUGGGGGAAAUAAAGAAAAUGAUGGAAUAGAAGAGAAUGGUCUGUCCAUGCAAGAUGAUGUGUCUGUUUCCUGCAGUGAUCUGCAUUCUCAAUCCUCAUUUGAGAAAGCUCAGCUCGUUUGCAAGGAAAAUAAUGAAUUUGAUAGUAGUGGGCAACGGUCUCCUGUGUUAGCUUCUCUGGGAAAUGAGAUUUUGGAUUUGAAUGGCAGGUUGGAGGCACUAGAGGCAGACCGAACUUUCCUAGAGCACACAAUUAAAUCACUUGGGAAUGGAGAGGAAGGGCUUCAAUUAAUUAGGGAAGUAGCUUCUCACUUGCGAGAAUUACGAAAGAUUGGUAUAAGAAGAAUAGAUCGAACUGUUGCUUGAGGCUUCAUGUGAAACUAUCAGACUGGUUCAUGUGGGAAAAGCCAUGUUGAUGCUCCAGAAAGUGCAACUCAACUAUACUUUUGGCAAACCUAUUAUGGAGGACUGGCUCUCAAGUGUACAGUAUCACUAGCUUGUUUUUCUUCACCACCCCACCAAAAAAAUAAUAAUAAUAAGGAAAAAAAGUAGAACAACAAUAGGAUUCAAAGAUAUAGAGUGAAUCUUUUUUACUUCAUUCUCUGCCUUUUUGGGCUAUACCUUACUGCUAGACUUACUUUUUUUUUUUUUUGGGUAUUUAACCCAAAGCCUAUGUAGAGUUGGUGAGGUUAUUUUUUUCCCCUCAACCUAUAAUUGAGCUUGGAGUGAGUUUGUUUGUUUUGUUUAUUUCUUUUUUGAUUUUGACUUUGUUAAGUGUGUGAGUGAUUGCAAAGUAGAAGGGGUGAUUUUUGUGUGUAAAUUUGAUUGUUUUGAUCAAGAAGAUGUUGGUAUCAAUUAGUCAACAUGAUGUCUUUGUACUUUCAAACAAAUGUAAUGAUUUGUAUUAGUAAAUUCAAACUUUCUUUGGUGAUUGCACUCA